AUCUUUCCCCACCAAACAAACAAAAACAAUCUACAGAUACUUGUCCUCUUCAUCAUUCCUCUCUGCCUCUUUUUCCUCUGAAGAACUGAACACAGAAACCUUUUGGUGUAUCUUAAUCUCUUAGUAAAUCAAAGAUGCAAAACGGUCACACAGAAACUGAAGACCAGAACCAAAUGGCCAUAGAUGAUAAACUUCCUCCAAUUUCAUGGGAAAGGAAGUUAAAUAGUCAAACCAAGACCCCAUCUGAGUUCAAACUGACUAAACGAGAUCAUCUUCAUCUGUUUCCAUUAGGCUACAGAUUGUGGCGACACACCAAAGAAGAAGCCGCAAAAGGAAGAGCAUCGAUCUUCGACAUCUUCAGAAAACACCAUAUAACAGGAGAUCAUGGUGUCCCUUUAGGGGGGAUUGGUGCAGGAAGCAUUGGAAGGAGUUACAAGGGUGAGUUUCAGCAGUUCAAGUUAUUCCCAAAGAUUUGUGAGGAAGCUCCAAUCCUCACAAACCAAUUCUCUGUAUUUGUUUCUCGCCCGGGCGGUUUGAAGCACUCAACUGUUCUAUGUCCAACAAAGCCAGAAGUGAUUAAAGACAAUGGAGGCUAUUUGUGCAGAGGUGAAGCUCCAAAUGUAGGAAUUGAUUCUUGGGAUUGGAACAUGACAGGGGAAAAAUCCACCUACCAUGCUCUUUAUCCUAGGUCCUGGACCGUCUACGAAGGUGAACCUGACCCUGAACUCAGAAUAGUUUCUCGUCAAGUCUCUCCCUUUAUACCUCAUAAUUACAAGGAAACCAGUCUUCCUGUAUCGGUUUUCGACUUCACGGUGACUAAUACUGGAGCAGAACAAGCAACUGUUACACUGCUCUUUACUUGGGAGAAUUCUGUGGGAGGAACUUCUGGGUUAACUGGACAGCACUUAAACUCAACAAUAAUGGCAAAAGAUGGAGUUCAUGCAGUAGCUUUACACCACAAGACAGCAAAUGGACACCCACCAGUGACCUACGCAAUUGCAGCAAAAGAAACAGAGGAUGUUCGUGUCUCAUCGUGUCCAAGUUUCUUAGUUUCUGGUACUAGCCCUAACAAAAUCACAGCAGGAGAUAUGUGGGAUGAGAUUAAAAAGAACGCAUCGUUCGACAAGUUAACCAUCAAUGCAUGCUCUCCAUCAAAACCUGGAACUUCCAUUGGAGCAGCCAUAGCAGCAAAGGUGAAAGUUCCACCAGGAUGUGACCGUACAGUCACAUUUUCACUCUCUUGGGAUUGUCCUGAGGCUAGAUUCGACGAGAAAACUUACCACAGACGAUACACAAGAUUCUAUGGCGGUUUAGGAAAUGCAGCGGUGGCAAUGGCUCAUGACGCUCUUCUCAAGUUCUCUGAGUGGGAGGCUCAGAUUGAAGAGUGGCAAGGUCCUAUUCUUGCUGACACAUCACUUCCUGAGUGGUAUCGAACAACUCUCUUCAACGAACUAUAUUAUUUCAACUCAGGAGGAACCAUCUGGACAGAUGGGUUGCCUCCGAAGCAAAGCCUCGAUAGUAUAGGAAGAAGAAAGAUCUCUCUAAGCAUAUCAACCAUAGACAAUCCUGAUUCAGACCAGAACAACAUAGCCUUGGACAUCCUAGGAAGAAUCGAUGCGGUCUGCUCGCAGAUUCACGCUCCUCUAUCCUCAAAUGCUGCCCUCGGAACCACUAUGGUUCAGCAUACCGAAGAGAACAUAGGACAGUUCCUUUACCUAGAAGGGAUUCAGUAUCUAAUGUACAACACCUACGACGUUCACUUCUACUCCUCUUUCGCAUUGCUCAUGCUUUUCCCCAAACUCGAGCUGAGCAUCCAGAGAGAUUUUGCGGCAGCGGUUCUGAUGCAUGAUUCCAGCAAGAAACAGGUCAUGAGCUCCGGCGAAUUCGUUACAAGGAAAGUUCUUGGAGCGGUUCCUCACGAUAUUGGUUUGAACGAUCCGUGGUUUGAAGUAAAUGCUUAUAACUUGUUCAACACGGAUAGGUGGAAAGACUUGAACUCCAAGUUUGUUCUCCAAGUUUACAGAGACGUGGUUGCGACCGGUGACAUCAAGUUUGCGAAAUCUGUUUGGCCAUCGGUUUACACCGCCAUCGCUUACUUGGACCAGUUUGAUAAAGAUGGAGAUGGGAUGAUAGAGAAUGAAGGGUUUCCGGAUCAGACGUAUGAUGCUUGGUCUUGCACUGGAGUUAGCGCUUACUGUGGUGGUCUUUGGGUCGCGGCUCUCCAGGCCGGCUCCGCUUUGGCCCUUUUAGUUGGGGACAAUGGGGCUGCGGUUUAUUUCAACGCCAAGUAUGAGAAAGCUAGAAGCGUUUACGAGAAGCUCUGGAAUGGUUCUUAUUUUAAUUAUGAUAACAGUCGAAGUGGCUCGAGCUCAUCAAUCUUGGCUGAUCAAUUGGCUGGACAAUGGUACGCGAGGGCUUGCGGACUGAAGCCGAUAGCGAAAGAAGAGUGGAUCAAGAAAGCGUUGGAGACGGUCUACGACUUCAACGUGAUGAAAGUGAGAGAAGGGACGCGUGGGGCUGUCAACGGGAUGUUACCGGAUGGACGAGUAGACACAAGCACGAUGGUGUCGAGGGAGGUUUGGGCCGGGACUACAUACUCGGUCGCGGCUUGUAUGAUUCAAGAAGGACUUGCGGACAAAGGGUUUAGGACAGCAAGGGGAAUCUAUGAGGCAGCUUGGUCUGACCGGGGUCUCGGCGUCUCAUUUCAGACACCAGAAGCUUGGACCACAAACGACGAGUAUAGAUCACUUUGUUACAUGAGGCCAUUAGCUAUAUGGGGGAUGCAGUGGGCACACACAAUGCCACAACCUAAUAGAGAACAAGAACAAUCAUUAAGGAUACAAGAGGAAGAGGAAACGUCUGUGCUGUUUCAGCAACACGCAGGGUUUAUUAAAGUGGCUCACUAUCUGAAAACAACAAAGGGAAAAGACCACAGAAGCCGCCUCCAGUCUGCUUACGAGACCUUCCUCAGGGUAGUCCGCCUUUAGACCACAACCUAAUAACGAGCCACCUUUUUUCUCGUCUCUUUUCCGUGUCGUGCUUUAAAUGUUUUAUGUUACUUUCAGUUACAGACAUAAUCAAGUGUUUUGGAAGUGUAAUGGCAAAUGUAUAAGAUCUAAAUUGCAAUUGUUUAACUC
Messenger RNA from Brassica oleracea var. oleracea, 3137 nucleotides. RefSeq names its product non-lysosomal glucosylceramidase. Gene Ontology annotation, cellular component: membrane. The transcript is spliced from 19 exons. Gene Ontology annotation, biological process: glucosylceramide catabolic process; carbohydrate metabolic process. The record is from RefSeq and is a predicted model, not a curated record. Gene Ontology annotation, molecular function: beta-glucosidase activity; glucosylceramidase activity. Bases 135 to 2987 code for a protein of 950 amino acids. NCBI's taxonomy places the organism in Eukaryota, Viridiplantae, Streptophyta, Magnoliopsida, Brassicales, Brassicaceae.